Molecule: messenger RNA, 1101 nt
Organism: Auanema sp. JU1783
Lineage: Eukaryota; Metazoa; Nematoda; Chromadorea; Rhabditida; Rhabditidae
Source: the annotation of a GenBank genome assembly
AUGGCCGAGGUCGGUGGCUCUUUCAAGGACUCUCUCUCACAGGCUCAAAAGGACGAGCUUCGUGCUAUCGCACAGAAGAUUGUCGCUGAUGGCAAAGGAAUCUUAGCUGCUGAUGAAUCUACUGGAACCAUCGGUAAGCGUCUUGACAACAUCAACUUGGAGAACAACGAAACCAACAGACAGAAAUACAGACAACUUCUCUUCACCACUCCACAACUCGCUGAGCAUAUCUCCGGAGUCAUUCUUUACGAAGAAACUUUCCACCAAUCUGCUGAUAAUGGAGAACGUUUCGUUGAUCUUUUGACCAAGCAAGGUAUUGUUCCCGGUAUCAAGCUUGAUUUGGGGGUUGUCCCACUUGCUGGAACUAUUGGUGAAGGAACCACUCAAGGUCUUGAUAACCUUGCCCAACGUGCCGCUGUUUUCAAGAAGGGAGGUUGCGGAUUCGCUAAAUGGAGAUGUGUUUUGAACAUCGGAACUCACACUCCAUCUCACCUUGGAAUGCUCGAGAACGCCAAUGUUUUGGCCAGAUAUGCCACUAUCUGCCAAGCCAACGGACUCGUCCCUAUUGUCGAGCCCGAAGUUUUGUGCGAUGGAGAACAUGAUCUUGCUCGUGCCCAAAAGGUCACCGAACAAGUUCUUGCUUUCGUCUACAAGGCUCUUGCUGAUCAUCACGUAUACCUUGAGGGAACCCUUCUCAAGCCAAACAUGGUCACCCCAGGACAAAGCUGCCCAGUUAAAGCCAGCCAUGAAGCUAUCGGACUCGCUACCGUUGAGGCUCUUCGUCGUGGAGUCCCAGCCGCUGUUCCCGGAAUCACCUUCCUUUCUGGAGGACAAUCUGAACUUGAUGCCACUGCCAACCUUAACGCCAUCAACCAAUGCUCUCUCGGUAAACCAUGGAAGCUUACCUUCUCCUAUGGACGUGCCCUUCAAGCUUCCGUUCUUAAGGCUUGGGGAGGAAAAGAUGAAAACAUCCCAGCUGCCCAAAAAACUCUCUUACAUAGAGCUAGCGCCAAUGGUCAUGCUUCCCUCGGAAAAUACAGUGGAGAAGACGCCGCUGGAGCCGCUGCCGAAUCUCUCUUUGUCGCUAAGCACAGCUAUUAA